Periophthalmus magnuspinnatus is the source of this 5163-nucleotide messenger RNA. Its product is annotated as max dimerization protein 1-like. Gene Ontology annotation, molecular function: protein dimerization activity; RNA polymerase II cis-regulatory region sequence-specific DNA binding; DNA-binding transcription factor activity, RNA polymerase II-specific. The record is from RefSeq and is a predicted model, not a curated record. Gene Ontology annotation, biological process: negative regulation of transcription by RNA polymerase II. NCBI's taxonomy places the organism in Eukaryota, Metazoa, Chordata, Actinopteri, Gobiiformes, Gobiidae. The transcript is spliced from 6 exons. Bases 603 to 1271 code for a protein of 222 amino acids.
UCGUUCAGAUCAACAAGCCACUAUUUGGAAGCAGUUUGAUAAACACUCGUUGUUCCUCAUUUUUUUCUCGCUCAUUUUCCAGCAGUUUUACUCCAGGCAAGUCUUUGUAAAUCGAAAAAGACGUCGUUACUAUUUUACAAGAUUCCGUUUUGAUAAACAACUGAGUUAGAGACAUUUUCUCGUUAAAUUGGCCACAGUUAAUCUGAGCUAACCUUGCCUGUCUUCUUUUUUUGGAAACCAUUUUCAUUUUAUGACAAGAUAUAGUUACAUAAAACUGCCAUUAAACGAUUUUUUUUUUCUCAAGGGUCAAAACAACCUUUGCUAAAAGGAAUUUGCGAUCAAGCUACCUUCACCUGGCUUAACACAAAAUCCCUCUUUUUAAGAUCCUUUAAAGACCACUUGAGUCUGUAACGAUACCCAGACAUUUAACUUUUAAAUAGCCCGUUUUUGCAUCGCAGAACCCGCUCAUCUUGCCUUGAAAGCGAGCCACCUGAGUCAAGGAAGCAAGAGGGAAGCCAGUGCAGGACCAGAAGCAGCUUGUGUGCACAGCCACGGGAUCCCCUCCUCGGAUUGUUUCAUUAUAAUCAGUGUUAUUGUUGAAAAUGGCGUCGGUCGGAAUGCUGCAGAUGUUGAUUGAAGCUGCUGAAUUCCUUGACCGCAGGGAAAGAGAAGCUGAACAUGGCUAUGCCUCAAUCCCACCCUUCAUCAGCAGUCAAGAGAGGGAGAGCUUGAAAAGGAAAAGCAAAAGCAAGAAAAACAUAAGUAGCAGGUCUACGCACAAUGAAAUGGAAAAAAACAGACGAGCACAUCUACGGCUGUGUUUAGAGAGAUUGAAAUCCCUCGUUCCAUUGGGACCAGACGCGAGCCGGCACACCACGCUGAGCCUGCUCAUGAAGGCCAAAGACCACAUCAAGAGACUGGAGGAGAGUGAUCGGCGAGCACAGCACACUUUAGAACAGCUCCAGCGAGAGCAGCGACACCUUAGGAGACGCCUGGAGCAGUUGGGGGUGGAACGCACCCGCAUGGACAGCACCGGCUCCACACCGGCCUCUGACAAGUCCGACUCCGACCAGGAGGAUCUGGAUGUGGACGUGGAGGGCACAGACUUCCUGCUGGGUGACCUGGAAUGGAGCACCUCUAGUGUGAGUGACUCAGGGGACGAGAGGGGCAGCCUCCGGAGCAGCUGCAGUGAUGAGGGCUACUCCAGCGCUAGUCUGCCCCAUCUGCAGAACGCUCCUGACAGGCUCAAGCCGCUCCUGCUCACCUCCUAAUCCCAAACCAAGCACCCAAACAGCACCCUCCAGGAUUGACCAAGCGUACAAGUUGUCACACUCAAACUUCCAUCCAGAUUUUAAGACACCUGCAAUGUUAAGUUUGUAAGGUGUUGCCCGCUCUGCUACAAACCAAUCAAAACGAGUGGGAUUUCAAAGACACUCCAUUGGUCAUUUCUCCGCCUCUCUCCCAUUUUGUCCGUCCUCUGAAAAUACAAUACACCUUUCAGCCAGAGAAUGUUACCACACAAUGUCCCACUGCCUCUUUUUGUACGCCUCAAGAGCCAUGGGAAGAUCCGCCAUGGUCUUAAACACGCACACACGCACUCUCACGAAAAACCAUCUCCGAGACAGUUUUCCCAAAGUUCAAUCACACAUCUGUGCAUGGGACUUUUGCACUUUUGUAAAACGUCAUCUUUUACUACACUGUCUCUUUAAAAAAAACUUGCCGCCCUAAAUGUUAUCAAACUUAAGGCGCCAUUUUGUGAGUCUCGUGUGGACAAUAAGCUAGACUGUUGACAGCAAUACGUCCCCUUAGUACAAAGCCUGGUGAGUCGGGCGCCCAACUAACUACCCUCCCUCUGUGUAAAUGUCCACACAUGCUAUUCAAAAGCAAAAAACAGAAAAAGUUUUAAAAAUAUUCGUGCAGCAUGAGAUUGUGAAGGGGCUAGGGGGGAUUUGGGGUAGAUUUUAUUUUAUUUCCUCUCUCUGAAGACUGUGGCGCUUAUCUGAAAACCAGUGUAUGUCCUUGCUCACCUCUUGAACUUCAGCGGCGACAAGGGUACAACAAAUGGUCGCCCCGGAAUACUUGUUUGUAUUUAUGGGCAGGUACUUCGCUGUCCUCUAAAUGAGCUAAUUUCUAGUUAACUGACAGAGAACAGCCAAUAGACACAUUCCACUAAAUCUUGGGUGCUACAAGUGCAACGGCAUGGUUCAAUUUAGUAUGGCUUAGUUUUCCUGCUAGUUCAAUUUAAAUUUGUGACAUUCAACCAACGAUGUAGCCAGUUUAUGUAGCUAAAAUUAGCACACAUGUCACAAACUCAGUAAGUCUAUUGGGUGGCAGUGAUAUAAAUGCCUAAAAUAUGAGAUUUCUGAAAGGAGGAGACCAAAACAAUUAAAUAAAUAUAUAUAUUAUUCAACUACUUCUGGUCAGUUUUAAAUACUAUAGACUUAAAUUAUUUUGCAGACCUCUUAUGUGCCAGUAUAUAUGUUACAUUCAUAUAUAGCUUACUUUUCUAAACUAUGCCAGUCUAUUGAACCAUCUCGUAACACUUAUUGUGCUUAUUUUAAAGGAGAAGGCAGGUGCAUUAUUACUACUGUUGGAUGUACUUCCUGCCUGAAACGGGUUGUUGAAAGGCGGGACAAAGAACUAACCAGGCUUUAUAGAGCAAACCUGCACAGGACGUCAUGAAAUAUAUCCUCCUUUGUGCGUUUGCAUUUCAAAAGCCACUACCGAUGUCAUAUUCUAUCUAUCCAUGACUUGCCUUCAUUAUAGCUAUUUAUUGUUUUAUCAAAAGAGAAACUUUUAAUGUAAAUAGUUGAAAGAAAGAGAGAUCUCUAUGUCUAUCAACAAAUGUAUUUAUUAGCAACACUAAAUAUAUAGAAGAUAUCUAUUUAAUUAGUCAUAGCUUAUGUUCUUGUGCGGUUGUUGAGAGGUUUUUCUAAAUGUACUUUUUAUGUUUGCACAGCCUAGUCGAAUAUUUAGACUGUCUACAAUUGUGCCUCCUGGCUUUGCUGUAUGUUCACGAUUCAACAUGGUGCUCCUAUUUACAAAAAAUGAAUGGUUUUCUUUGUGGUUGAUUGAUUUUAUUUUCAAACGUAUCCUGUCUCUAAUCAAAUAGAGCCAAAAAAAAUUACAUAAGUUAGAAAAUGUGAAUUAAAAAAUAUAAAAGAGGAAGAGACAAGCUAGUGACGCAAAUUGGGAAGGUGAUUCAAAAUGGCUGAAUGUUAAUUUGAAUAUCCCAACAACCUUACAUUUCCAACAUUAGCGAGUCUCUGUUAGCGCAUGAAGAUGAUACACCAAAAAAAGAUAAAAAUAUAUAUUAUAUCAAAAUCUUUAUAAAUAGGAUUGUUUAGUUGUUUAGGGUGAAUACGCUGCUUUUUUUGUUGAAAAUGUGUAGCCACGCUAGUUCAGAACACUACAGGUGAAAUGUAUUGACGCAGGUGGGCAGGUGUCUUCAAAAAUAUCAUUUUUCUAGCCCAUACUUGUUUCGUCACUGUCCUCAGAGAGAUAAAUUCAGGGGUAAAAAUAUGAAAAAAAAGUUGCUUAGGUGGGGAAAAUGGAAACAAGAAUAUAUUGUGAAUUUUUGUUUUUCUAAGCAAAAAAGUCCACUCUAACACGUCAUGUGAAAGCGUUAAGUACUGUGCGUGGGGUUUUAGUUUGUCCAUCUACAGUCUGUCUUCCGCCUGUGAAUGAAAGGGUUGAAUGCAUGCGUGGUUGUUCCUCCCACUCACGCUGCCCGGACUCCAACAGCGCAGGCACCAAAUAGGGACAUAAACAGACCAAUUUUCACCAAGCAACGUGGUACAGUUAAGUUUUAGAUGAGCACUUAUGUGUAUGUAAACAUAUAGGGGUAGUGACAUAGCGUUAUGAUUAAGUGCAUAAGACAGGCUAGACUACUAAUCUCACAAAAACAUAGUUAGCAUAAUUAUAUUUAAAAUUUUAAAAUCUUUACAAAUGAGCAGUCGAAACUCUCAGGUAUGAAAACAAACUAAACCUUGGCCUGAAAAAAUGAUUUGUUAAAAUAAAUGGCAGCAUCUUUGUUUUACUGAAAGUUUAAACUACCAGAAAAAUAUGUUGGGUAUAAAAUGUCCCUUCAUUUUACAUGGAAUUUUCAGUGUUGGUGGCAUAGUUAGAGGUAUUUCAUUUUAUAAGUCACCAGUACAUAUAUUUGUGUACUUUUUUUCAACUUUAAAUACCAUCAAUAAUAUAUGUAAUUUAAAUACCAUCAGAGAGACUCCAACCAGCCUAAAAAUGUCCUGUCUUUUUCUUCUACCAACACAUUUGUAUUUAUUUCUUAUUGCUUUAUUCUUGUUGUAAAUUUCACCUUAUGUUCAUAUUUUACAGACAAACAUUCAAAACUGAACUGUACCAUAUUGCUCACUGUUAAGACCCACUGCUGACUUUGGUGCUGUUAACAUCUGUCUCUUUGAAGCAGGUGUGGAAACCUCGAAUAACGAACAAGAUUAAUACACAGGCACUGGCAGACCCGCUUUUUUAGCAUCAGGGCAUCUUGCGUUUCAAAAUCUUUAUUCAUUUUCAUAGCAUAGCAUUAUAACACAAAGUUGCUAUUUAUACCUUAAGACACAAUUUAAAAACACAUUUUUUAAAAACUAAUUUUGAGGAAAGUACAUAUUUUAUUCACCAAAAUUGUGCUUAUCUUUUUCAAAAUCUUUAUUUAUUCCCCAUAAGAAGAACAAUAUAAGCAUUUCAAGCAUUUAGUUAUUUUAAAAGUACUUAUAUUUAUCUUGCUACUAUCAGUAUACACUGGCAACAUUUGAUGAAUUAUUAUUGUUCUUGGAAAUCAAAAAUACAUAUUCAGUGUCCAAACUUUUUUUUUUUUUUUUUAAACUUGCACUUGUAUGAACAUUCAUUUCCAUCUUGUCUCAGGCGUGAUGCAUUACACAACUUCAUAUAACUACUACAACUACUACAUACACACAGCAUUGUCCAUCAUCGCCUCCAAUGAUCCGAAUGUCUGAAUGUUGAACAAUAACUUAAAGGUGGACGUUUUGUGCACUUAUUUUUUAAGAAUUGGGAGAAUUUGAACAGGUAAAAAUGCCAUGGGGUGAAAGAAAAACCCCAUUGGAAACAAAUUGUUGAAUGCAAGUAAGAAUGCAAUUUAUAUACUUGCCAGUCAUAUUACAGAAAUAAACAUUUGAAACCCUUGUU